AUGGACUCUAUGAGAAGCAAAUCUCCAGCCAUACAGCUCGAUCAUCCUCCAGAGCUGGAAUGUGACCGGAGUUCCCAGCACAGUGUCAUCCACCUACCAUCCCUGCUCGACCAAUCACUGCCUGUACACUGAGGUCAUGUGACCGCCGGCUCCCACCUAUGGCAGACAAGUGGGAGAGUGACGCUAGUGGCGGCGGGCAGGGUUUAAUCUGCAGGCGACUCCUCUUGUCCUUCAGAUAUUUGGUGUGGAGCUGGCAGUUGUGCAUAUAGGUUCGGCGCUCACCUGGGUCCAUCUGUCAUGAGCGCCCCGUACACCCUGGGCAAGGCUAUCGGGAAGCCGCAGCCCAAUGGAGACAUGAGGAAGCAGCCCAUCCCUGUCAAUCUCAAUGAAUCAUUCGGGGAAGAAAUAAAUGCAUUUUUAAUUGAUGAGAAAGAACUUCACUCAUAUGAUGACCUUACCAAAGUAAACCCUGUGACCACUAAAACAGUAUUGAAAUGUCUUCAAGCAAGAUAUGCAGCUGACCUGUUCUAUACCAAUGCUGGGUGUACAGUUAUUGCAGUAAAUCCUUUUCAACCAGUAAAUAAAUUGUACAGUAAUGAAGUCAUGAAGCAGUACCACAGUGCACCCCAGCCUCAGAACUAUAAACCACACAUCUUCACAGUUGCCGAACAAGCCUACAGAAAUGUACAGUGCCAGCUUCACCCAGUAAACCAAUCUAUAAUUGUCAGUGGGGAAAGCGGGGCUGGAAAGACAUGGACCACACGCUGCCUAAUGAAGUUUUAUGCUACAGUUGCUGCUAGUAAUUCACAGUGGUCCAGUCAGACAGUGGAGAGAAUAGAAAGCAGAGUUCUGUAUUCCAAUCCCCUUAUGGAAGCAUUUGGUAAUGCGUGCACUUUAAGGAACAACAACAGCAGUCGAUUUGGGAAAUACAUUCAACUACAGUUAAGCAGAACUCAACAGAUCACAGGUGCAUCUAUCCAGACUUACCUCCUAGAGAAGACACGUGUAGCUCAUCAGGCUCCUUCAGAGAGGAACUUUCAUGUAUUUUAUCAGGUUUUUAAAGGUGCUUCUCCAAAUGAAAGAGAAGAAUGGGAUCUCCCAGAAACUGCACAGUUCUGCUGGCUCCCUAAUUCUGAUAAGAACCUUGAGGAGGAUUGCUUUGAAGUCACUAAAGAUGCAAUGGCACAUUUGGGCAUUGAUUCAUCAACACAGAGUAACAUAUUCAAGAUUUUAUCAGGUCUUCUGCAUCUGGGAAAUGUCAGUUUCUGUGCUUCUCUGGAUGAAAGCCAACCAUGUGAAGUUUUAAGCAAUGCUAAAGAGUUUAUUGACUCCACUUCAAAUCUGCUGAAGAUUCCUGCUGAGCACCUGCUGGACAGGCUGUGCUACCGAACUAUAACAGCAGGAAAACAGCAAGCAUUAAAGAAGCCCUGUAAAAAGGCAGAGUGCUUCUCACGAAGGGAUUGUCUGGCCAAAUCUAUCUAUGCCAGAUUAUUUGACUGGCUGGUGACUGUGAUAAACGAAAGCAUUUGUGCCAAGUCAACUAUAUGGAGCAAUUUUAUUGGUUUAUUGGAUGUUUAUGGAUUUGAAUCUUUCCCGCAAAACAACUUGGAACAAUUGUGCAUAAACUAUGCCAAUGAGAAACUUCAGCAGCAUUUUGUAACCCACUACCUUAAAGUUCAACAGGAUGAGUAUGCAGCAGAAGGGCUGGAAUGGUCCUUUAUAAGUUAUCAGGACAACCAAGACUGCGUAGAUCUUAUAGAAGGAAGUCCAGUUAGUAUAUUCUCUUUUCUUAAUGAGGAAUGCCGUUUGAAUCGCUCUUCAGAUGCCAGCCAGUUGCAGUCUCGGUUUGAAAAAUCCCUUUCGCACAACAAGUGUUUUGGAUGGGAUAAAUUCAGUGGAAAGCCUAACUUUAUUGUAUCUCACUAUGCUGGGAAAGUGACAUACCAGAUUGAAGACCUGGUGGAAAAAAACAAGGAUCCUGUUCCCCCAGAACUUAUCCAGCUUCUGCAGGAGUCCACUGACAACUUGCUUCGAGAGCUAUUUCCAUCGGAAAACGGUAAACCAUCUGAUGUGGCCACAUACAGUAGGACAUCACCUACAACAGUAGUCUCUAAAUUUAAGGGAUCGCUUGAAAGUUUAAUGCACAUUUUGCACAAUACAACCCCACACUAUAUCCGAUGCAUUAAGCCAAAUAUGGGCUGCAGAGCAAUGGAGUUUCGAAAGGAAGAGGUUCUUAGUCAGCUAGAAGCUUGUGGAAUUGUGGAAACUAUUAACAUAAGUGCAGCAGGCUUUCCUAUAAGGAUUUCUUUCCAAAGCUUUGUGGAGCGCUACGGUUUGAUUGCACCCAGUCAACAAAGUAUAGAAAUGCAGAACCACCUAAAUGGCCUUUCACCUGCUAAGAAAAGGCGAGGUCCUGAUUUAGAGGAGGGGAGCAACGAAUUGCAACUUACAUCACAAAAGAUACUGCAAGCUGCUUUGCCAAAAUUGUAUGUAGAUGCUACAUCAACCAACACGCUAGCCCACUGUGGUACCACAAAAGUGUUCCUCACACACUCAGUGAUAGACGUACUUGAAAAGCAAAGGGAGCAGGCUUUCUCCCAGAGAGCAUUCUGUAUUCAGUGCUGCUGGAGAAGAUACAGACAAAGGAAGCUGGCAAGGCAAAGGCGGGCAGCUACAGCUAUUCAAGCAGUUGUCAGGGGCUGGCUUACAAGGAAACACAUUGAAAGAAUGCUCCAGGCUGUAGCUGUCAUUAAAAGGGCAUGGAAGAAAUGGAAGGAAAAACUGGAAGCCAUCGCGGCGGUUGAGCUGGAUGAUACUUCAGAGAUGGAAUACACACAGUCAUCACCAGGGUCUCCAAUUAAAGUUCUCAAUGCCUCAAGAACAAAUGCUAUACAAGAUAGCCCAUUGAGCAGCAAUGAAGUCUUUCAGUCCUGGAUUCUUGGUUUUGUGUUGUCUCGUGCUCCACCCAUCAGGAAGACUGUGAUGGCUGAUGGCUUUCACAGACAUCUGUAUCUCCUGGCAUGCUUAAAUGUGCUGUGCAGAAAUAACGGGUACAAGGCAGAAGUAAAUCGAUCAGAGUAUGGCAUAACAUCCAUCCGAGCAUUACCUCAGAGAGCCGUCAAGUUCCACUGCAAGAGGUCACCACUACAUUUUGCCAAUAUAUGUCCUGAGACAUUUAGCUGUGGUAUAUCAGGAUUUAAUGAGAUCUUGCUGGAAGAAGUCAAAUGA
Molecule: messenger RNA, 3228 nt
Organism: Nanorana parkeri
Lineage: Eukaryota; Metazoa; Chordata; Amphibia; Anura; Dicroglossidae
Gene: MYO19
Product: myosin XIX
Exons: 24
Coding region: 298-3228 (976 amino acids)
Biological process (GO): vesicle transport along actin filament; actin filament organization
Cellular component (GO): actin cytoskeleton; vesicle; cytoplasm
Molecular function (GO): actin filament binding; microfilament motor activity; ATP binding
Source: RefSeq, a predicted model, not a curated record